GCUCGCUCCACCCGCUGGCUCGGCUAGACUGCUCUCGCACUCGCUUGCCUGUCCUCCACGCUUGCCGCCUCCUGCGACCCGAGCCUCGUCGAGCGGCCCUCCUUCGACGUGUGCUCUUCGUCAAGACGAUCAGCUAGGGUCAAUACAUCUGUCCGUCCGACCCAUACCUCAUCUAGAGCUCUACCGCCAUGGAAGAGUCACCGUUGGUCUUUGUCGAGCGAUGGAGCGCUCAGCUGCGAGCACUGCAGGAGUCGCAAGACGUCGCCUCGUCCGCCGCCACCCUUCAAGACCUCUCGAAAGAGCUCACGACCCGUGCGGCAGACCUGCCGCCGUAUGAGCUGCGCCGCUGCGAGCGGGACCUCAAGGUCGUACAAGACGCUAUCGCGACGUCGAAAGCUGCGGCUGCGCCCAAGAGCAAGUUCAGCUUCAAGCGCGCAGCGCCGGCACCCGGCGCACCGACCUCGUCCACCUCUCGUCCGGCCGUCGCCCGUCCUCUCGCUCGUCCAGCUCCGAUGCCGCGCCCGACAACCUCGCCCGUCCCUUCAACUGCCUUGACGCUCGCCUCGCGCACCGACGCACACCUCACCUCGGCGUCCCUCUCGCGCACCGACCCCUCGUCCCCUGCCUCGCCCUCGUCCGGCGGCGCUCUCGCCCUCACCGCCCUCACGCGCUGUCUCGUCGACCUGCGGGACGUCGAUCCGUUCAGUGCCCUGUACUUGACGGACCUGCGCGAGUGUGUCGUGCUCUUGCCGGACGGCGGCGGCGCUCGAGGGGGACGAGGAGGAGGGAGCGCGCUCGUGCAGGGGUGCGAGGGCUGCGUGGUUGCGCUCGCGGUACAUCAGUUCCGCAUGCACGACUCGACUCGGUGCGCUGUCCUCCUCGAGGCGGGCAGCAAUCCUGUCAUCGAGCGCUGCAAGGGCUUGCGGUUCGGGCCGUACCCUCAUGAGCAGCAGCAGCCACCUUCCUCGACCGCCCACGACACGCCCGUACCGCGCCCGAUCCCGCCACUCCAAGUGCAGGACUUUGACGACCCGUUCGCGACGCCCGACCGGCCCUCGCCCAACUGGCGGGCCCUCUCGCCGGCCGAGCACGACGCUUUCUCGGACGCUCUCGUGCGACGGGAGGAGCGAGGGACAGCGUGGCACGAGGCGAGGGACCGAGCGGUACGGCUGUGCGAGACGUAG
Molecule: messenger RNA, 1184 nt
Organism: Rhodotorula graminis WP1
Lineage: Eukaryota; Fungi; Basidiomycota; Microbotryomycetes; Sporidiobolales; Sporidiobolaceae
Exons: 7
Coding region: 189-1184 (331 amino acids)
Biological process (GO): post-chaperonin tubulin folding pathway; tubulin complex assembly
Cellular component (GO): cytoplasm
Source: RefSeq, a predicted model, not a curated record